Capsicum annuum is the source of this 1605-nucleotide messenger RNA. RefSeq lists its product as uncharacterized. The record is from RefSeq and is a predicted model, not a curated record. The coding region runs from base 704 to 1495 and encodes 263 amino acids. Lineage: Eukaryota; Viridiplantae; Streptophyta; Magnoliopsida; Solanales; Solanaceae. The transcript has 2 exons.
AAACAAAAAGGAUUCACACGUGACAUUCAAAUUUGCAGUUUUAAGGAUGAUAAUGAUCUUAACAGACAGGAAGAGUAGAAUACUAGAAUCUGCCUUUGUUAAUAUGUUAAGUUGAGAAUAAAGGUACUCGUAAUGCAAAAGAUGCAAGACUUGCUAUCGAAGUAAUGCUAUAAGAACUUGUAGCUUUUUGAAGAUAUUGAUUGAAGUGCAAAAUCUCAUUCUCAGUAUAUAUAUGCUUGGAUGGUCCAACUGAUCUUAUCUUCCAUCUGCAUACACAUAUAUAUCCCAAAUGUCGAUUCAUGAGGCUGAUACUCCCAACAGUAGAGCAGCCCAAGUGCCUGACUGGUUAAAUUCUGUCAUUGAUAUACCUGGCUCUUCAGUAGGUACAGCGCCACAUGAUGAAGAGUCGACACAAGAAAUACAUUUCAGUAUGCCUUCUAUACUUACCAAUCUUAUGAUAAAGGAACUUUAUCACAAGUUCUUUGGUCCCCGUGUUGUUUCCAUUGGUCCACACUUCCACAAAUUACCUCAUGUUAAACCCAUGGAGAAUUUCAAACGGAAAGCAGUGAGGGAAUUAGCAGAAAGAGUAAAAAACGAUGUAUCCAUUGAACAGGUGUAUGCAAGUGUAGAAGAACACUUGCUCAAAACUCGGAAAUGUUACUCUCCUCAAUUCGAACAAACGAGUGACCCUAUGUGAUGUCAGAUGAUGUUCCUCGACGCCUGCUUUAUUAUUGAAUUCAUCUGCAACGACAAUAUAAUUACUAGUGGCAGGAGGAGCUGGUUGAAUAUGAAGAAACAUGAUAGAGAUUUGGUGCGUCAUGACCUAUUAUUGUAUGAUAAUCAAUUGCCUUUCCAGGUCAUAGAUGCGCUAGCACGGGCAUUUAGAUGUGACGAGUUUACAUUGCACCUUUUAACAAGAAGGUUCCUCCAAAUGCCGUUUUUAAACAUAUCUUCUGCUCCAACUCCUACGUAUCUUGAUUAUAUCAAGGGUGUCUCUUAUCUUCAACAUCAGCAGGGGGAGGCUCAAGCUCCUGUACAUCUUCUUCAGUAUUAUAGAGACCUAUGGAUCAAUGUUUUAUUUGGAGAUGAUGCAGAAGAAGAAGACAACAACGACAACAAAGAAGAAGAAGAUCAUCUUGCGGUGUUCCCACCUUUCACAGACACAGAGUUGAAGAAAGCAGAGGAAGAUCUUAAGGAGCUGCGAGCCAGAGGAGUAAUCCAGAUCAACAUCGUUGCUGGUGAUGAUCAAUUGAUUAGAUUCUUGAGAAACAUAGCACAACCUACCGAGUCCAAUCCUCAAGCUAUUUGGAAUGUCAAACGACAGAUUUCUAUUUAUUUCAGAAGUAAACGCUUCUCCCUAGUAGUUGCCUGUGCUGAAAUGAAGCAAAGGUACUUUAGUGGUCCUUGGAGUUUUCUUGUGUUCCUUGCUGUUAUUUUCACGGUUGGUAUGACUGUAAUUCAAACUGUCCUCACAGGCAUUCAGACUUACAAAUAGACUGACUGUGCACCCCUAUCAACAUUUUAUUCUGCAUUUUUCUUGAACGUGCUCUUGUAUCUUCACAAGUUGUAUUUGAAUAAAACAGUAACAUGGCCUCGUCACCUGCA